UGGUACCUAGUUUAGCGCCAAAAGAACAGGAAGUGCAAAUUAUAACCAGAUUUCAGGCGGUAUAUCGGUCUGCAGUUCUUCAAAGUUCGACUUCUGUCCAGUUCAGUAAAUGGAGUCACAAUCGUAUCUUCCCAUAGAUCCCGGUGUGAGCAUGGAAGAAAAUUUCUUUUCAUUGGACGACAUUUUGCUUUCACACGAGCGACUUCCUAUCCGCACAGAAGUGACUUUUCCUCGACUUGGAUUCCUGGAGAAAUCGAGCGACUCGUCGGAUAUUCUGAUGGGUACAAAACUGGAGUUUCCUUUGUGGCUGUCCAAGGGUUUGUAUGAGCAGAACAAAGGGAUGCUAUUAGUCGAGCUACCCAAGGUUUACCGAGAAGGCUGGAGAACGGUGUUCAAUGCAGACCCCAAUGUAGUGGAUCUACACAAGUUGGGGCCAUACUACUAUGGCCUCGGAUCACAGAUUCUGCACUUUGACAAUCCAGAGAAUCCAGAAAUAGCACAGACUUUGCUACAGACGUUCAUUGGGCGUUUCAGACGGACCAUGGACUCUUCCCAGAAUGCUUACAAUGAGGACACCUCAGCGUUGGUGGAGCGUCUGGACUAUCUUGAGAAGGCGAUAUUCUUCUCUGGGCAAUGUGGCCUCAACAGGUUCCAGGACUGGGAGAAAGGACAGGCCUCCCAGCUCUCUGCCUCCAGCUUGGUGCUCAACUACCGCAAGAGGAAGAUAACAGACGUGCAGUCAUGAGCCAGUCUACUCGCUGGAGGAAACCCCUGGUGUAAAGAUAGACUUCUUGUCCUGCAUACGACACUGUGCUGAUUUUCUAUGAAAUGUUCCUAUAAUUGGUGGUGUUUUGUCUGGAGUUUGCAUGUUCUCCCCAUGCUUUUAUGGGUUUUUAUGCUUAUUUCACUGGUAACCUUUCACACAUAUGUGACUACAAAUAUGUAUGUACUUGUCUGAUACAUAAGUUUUGCAUCUGCAUCUUCUUUGGAGACUGACAAUUUGUCAUUACAUUAAUGUGCCAUUUUUUUUCUUUUUUUUUGAUAUUAACAGAAUGACCAACUGAGGUGCAUUGCUGUACAUGAUAACACAAAUUGCUUUGAUUGUGAACGUUUGUUUCCAGAUCUUGAGUAUUAUGUUCUGUAUCAGCCACUUCUUUCACUUCUUAACUAGAUUAAUAAAUGUUACUAAUUUAAAAACAAGAAAG
Messenger RNA from Syngnathoides biaculeatus (alligator pipefish), 1205 nucleotides. RefSeq names its product GINS complex subunit 3 (gene gins3). NCBI's taxonomy places the organism in Eukaryota, Metazoa, Chordata, Actinopteri, Syngnathiformes, Syngnathidae. The transcript has 3 exons. Gene Ontology annotation, biological process: mitotic DNA replication initiation. The record is from RefSeq and is a predicted model, not a curated record. The coding region runs from base 110 to 745 and encodes 211 amino acids. Gene Ontology annotation, cellular component: GINS complex.